UCGUCUCUUUUAUAUUUUUCUUCAACUCCCUGGAUUUGUUCUUCUCCUUUUAUCGAAAACCCUAAUUUCAACUCAGCCGUUUCUUUCUUUCUUCUUCUUCUAUAUCUUUCACAACACCUAACAUCAAGACAUCAUUUGAUAUAUCAUCAGUGUGAAUGUAGUUGGGGUGAUCAUAUCGUCGGUUUAGAGAAUUUUCCAUCAUUUGGGUGUCUAGGGUUUGAUUACCGAGGAAUAAUGGAGGCUAAUAUUUGUGACAUCAACCACUUGGAUGCUGAUGUCCUUUUGCCUCCCCGAAAGCGUCUUCUUGCUGGAUUCAAGAAACAGAGUUCUGAUGCCAAUGGAAAUGGUGAUGGUGAUGGUGAUGGCGCUUCACCUCCACCAGCAGUGGCUUCUUCUUCAUCUCCUCCUUAUAAUCCUUAUUCAAGUGAAUAUUCAAGUGAAUUUUCAAUUGAAUUUAAUGCCCGUCUUAACAAUUUAUUGAAUUCGACAAUGAAUAAUUCAACUUUUUCACAUGAGGAGGUUGCAGAGUUGGCUCAAUCUGCAGCUAUCACUGCGAUUGAGGCUGCAAAGGAUGCAAGAGCUGCUGCCGAGGAGAAGGCUGCUGUUGCCACAAAAGCGAUUACUGCUGCUAAGAGUGCUUUAGACUUGGUUGCUUCUUUUAACGAAGAGAUGGCUUCCAAGGAGAGAUGCUUGAAAAAGAAUAAGUUUAAGAAGCAUGUUCCUGUUCAGCUUUUGUACAAAAAGCAUCAAUCCAUUGAGAAUAAUAAGAGUGAUGAAGAACUAGCCCGAAGGUUGCAUCGAGUUAUGAACAGCUCUCCCAGAAUCUCAAAGAACUUUUCAAGUUCUGAUUUGAAAGGUCAUAAACAUAAGAGGCCUAAAAACUUGCACACCUCUGAGAAAGUUAGGGUUCCCAAUGGGCUUUUGAUCUUGAGAGGAAAUCCAGCUUGUGCAUCCAGUGGACAUGCUGUAGAAGGCAAGUUGGACUCUGAAAAUCAGGUCUCCACUCGGGAGGCAUACACAGUUAGAGCAGACGAAAAGGCUUCUAAAUAUGAAAAAUCUGGCCAAGUAGAGAGGGACAGUGGGAUAGCGGAAUCAAGUCACUUAAAGGAGAAAAAUUUGGAAGACACAAAUUCUCCUGGUAAAAAGAGGGGAAGGCUCAAGUUAAAAAAGUUGCCCUUAAGCAUUUGCAACUACAGGGACAGAGUAAAUCCUAAAGAGGAACUGAUUAGUAGAGCUUCUCCGCUGGCUGAUAAGAACAUGGGUAAUCCACCCCCUGGUAACAUGCCUUUGUUUUCUCUGGAGCCUUCUUCCGACGGUGUGAUGCCAAUCGAACCUACACCAACAUGGAAAUGCCAGGAGUUCAAGGCACCUGCAUGCGUCAAACAAAACAAAGUCGUGCAAUCAUAAUGUUUAAAUCUUGUUGUGGAGACAGGUGACUACCAUGAUAGAAGUUGUUAGCUGAGGUAGGAUUUGUGAUGCUCUUUUUAUAGAAACGGCUUCUUUUGAUUUGAUCUUUUUGCUCAUCUCUGGCUUUGUAAGGAAGUUGAAUUGCCCUGUAUAUGUUUAAUGUUUAAAUGCUUGCUUUUACCUUUUACA
Molecule: messenger RNA, 1596 nt
Organism: Pistacia vera
Lineage: Eukaryota; Viridiplantae; Streptophyta; Magnoliopsida; Sapindales; Anacardiaceae
Exons: 2
Coding region: 235-1407 (390 amino acids)
Source: RefSeq, a predicted model, not a curated record